UAUUGGCUGAGCUCCGCACCACCAGGCUAUAGUGGCGGAAGUCGGCCCCGCCCCUUCCUCUUUCUCUCGAACCGGGCAGCCUCAUCCGCGAACAGCGCAGCAAUGGCCAAGAUUAAGGCUCGGGACCUGCGCGGCAAGAAGAAGGAGGAGCUGUUGAAACAACUGGAUGAUCUGAAGGUGGAACUGUCCCAGCUUCGCGUGGCCAAAGUGACAGGCGGCGCCGCGUCCAAGCUCUCCAAGAUACGAGUCGUACGCAAAUCCAUCGCCCGUGUCCUCACUGUCAUUAAUCAGACUCAAAAGGAAAACCUCAGGAAAUUCUACAAGGGAAAGAAGUACAAGCCCCUGGACCUGCGACCCAAGAAGACGAGAGCCAUGCGCCGCCGGCUCACCAAGCAUGAAGAGAAGCUGAAGACCAAGAAGCAGCAGCGGAAGGAGCGGCUAUACCCACUGCGCAAGUACGCAGUCAAGGCCUGAGACGGCGACAGUGACAAUAAAGUGCACGACUGACGAGC
This is a messenger RNA of Rattus rattus (black rat), 512 nucleotides long. RefSeq names its product ribosomal protein L35 (gene Rpl35). The record is from RefSeq and is a predicted model, not a curated record. Gene Ontology annotation, molecular function: mRNA binding; structural constituent of ribosome. The transcript is spliced from 4 exons. Lineage: Eukaryota; Metazoa; Chordata; Mammalia; Rodentia; Muridae. Gene Ontology annotation, biological process: translation; maturation of LSU-rRNA from tricistronic rRNA transcript (SSU-rRNA, 5.8S rRNA, LSU-rRNA). Gene Ontology annotation, cellular component: ribosome; cytosolic large ribosomal subunit. The coding region runs from base 103 to 474 and encodes 123 amino acids.